UUGAACUCCACAGACAAAUAUAGUUAUUUCCCCUCACCUUCCCUUUAUAUUCACCAAAAACUUCCCUUUAUGCUCAAAAUUGCUUUUUAACUGCAGCUGUUUAGAGAUGAUUUCUUCAUGUUUACAAUUUUUUUUCUAAAAUGAGUCAUCUGGGUGGUGCUGUUAUUUUGAGCAGAAUUCACGCCCCCCCAAGGGAGAGAUGAUGAAUUGCGUGUAUCUCAAUUAAAUCUGGAACAAAAAUAUUUUGCAAAUGUUGAAUUUAUCCGGAGCAGGGAGGGAGGGACCCAAACAAAAUUAUUUUAGCUGGGCCUUAUUUUCAGCCAGAACUUCUGCCACCUCUCAGGUGGGCGCUGUUGCCAUUUAUGAGAGAGCAAGGGAGGCGUUCGUGGUGAGUUUUGGCACCUCUUUUUCUAGAAAAGGAAAGUGCCUUCUUCAAUUUGGAUGAGAAAGGCCAAAUGCAGCUGAAUCAUUCUUGAUGUGUGUGUUUAGAGAUGAAUGGAUUGGGGGUGGGAGAACAGGAAGAUGGAAGGUCAGACAAAUACAAAUGGGUAAAGUGGAUAGGUAAACGGCUUUUCCGUGUGCCGCUCUGGUUCGCCAGAAGCGGCUUUGUCAUGCUAGCCACAUGACUUAGAAGCUGUACGCCGGCUCCCUCGGCCAAUAACGUGAGAUGAGCGCCGCAACCCCAGAGUCGGUCAUGACUGGACCUAAUGGUCAGGGGCCCCUUUACCUUUACCUAAAGUGGAUAUAUACCUAAAUAUGUAGCAGGGAGAAGCCGUUGUGGUCCGGCCAUCCCAUCUGUGUUGCUGCACUAAUGCUAAUGCUAAUGCUAAUAAUAAUAAAUUUAUUAUUUAUACCCCACACAUCUGGCUGGGUUUUCUCAGCCGCUCUGGGCAGCUCCCAACAGUAUUAAAAGCACAAUAAAAUAUUAGACAUCUCAGCCAGUAUGACCAAUAGCCAGGGAUGAUGGAAGCAGAGUCCAUCAAUAUCUGGACGGUACCACAAUGGCUACCUCUGGUGUGUGAUCAUCCCACUACCAAAACCAAGGAAAAGUUCAGAACAGGUUUUCCACACAGAGGAAAAGGGUUUAACAACCUAUAUUCCACCGCAGGUUAACUCCGAUAGUGUUUUUAACUCCACUGGAGUUGCACUCCACAAUUGAGAGAGUGCAAAGCCACAUGUUUUGAAUCUAGGGUCACAAGGGUUCUGUUCCCCCCCCCCAGAGCCUCUUCCUUCAUACUUCAGACAGGCUGCCUGCUUCUCUCUCUCCCCCUCCUCUUCUUUUACAUUUGUAAAGCUUUGGCGAUCACUUGUUGCCGAGUAAGAUUAUCUUCUAUGAACACAGUUUUAACAAUGGUCUGUAGGUGACUGUGGAGGCCAAUUCUGGAUCCACACAUCUUUCCACAGUGGGGACAUAGGUUUCCAGAUGGGAAAUGAUCAUGGUGAGGGCCUUCCUCUUAGCACGUUUCUCCCUUGCGUCCUGAGUUAGAGUGUCUUCAAAGCCCAUGACACCAUGGAUAAAAGGUACAUAUCUGUAAAGUGUAUAUUGCAUUGCAUAAAUUCCAUUCGGAACAUAGCAAGCUGCUUUACACUGAGUCAGACCCUUGGGUCCAGUCAGCUCAGCAUUGCCUACACUGGCUGGCAGCAGCUCUCUAGAAAGGAGUACCUCAGCGCUCCUCGGAGGUGCUGGUGGCGUGCCGAUUUAUACAUAUAGAUGCAAAUUUAGGAAAAAAUAAAAGAGAAAUCUACCAGUCCAUGUCAGAAAGUGAGGAGGAAUUAAAGAACCUUUUAAUGAGGGUGAAAGAGGAGAGCGCAAAAUAUGGUCUGAAGCUCAAGAUCAUGGCCACUGGUCCCAUCACCUCCUGGCAAAUAGAAGGGGAAGAAAUGGAGGCAGUGAGAGAUUUUACUUUCUUGGGCUCCUUGAUCACUGCAGAUGGUGACAGCAGUCACGAAAUUAAAAGAUGCCUGCUUCUUGGGAGAAAAGCAAUGACAAACCUAAACAGCAUCUUAAAAAGCAGAGACAUUACUUUCCCGACAAAGGUCCGUAUAGUUAAAGCUAUGGUUUUCCCAGUAGUGAUGUAUGGAAGUGAGAGCUGGACCAUAAAGAAGGCUGAUCGUCGAAGAAUUGAUGCUUUUGAAUUAUGGUGCUGGAGGAGACUCUUGAGAGUCCCAUGGACUGCAAGAAGAUCAAACCUAUCAAUUCUUAAGGAAAUCAGCCCUGAGUGCUCCCUGGAAGGAAAUAUCGUGAAGCUGAGGCUCCAAUACUUUGGCCACCUCAUGAGAAGAGAAGAAUCCUUGGAAAAGACCUUGAUGUUGGGAAAGAUGGAGGGCACUAGGAGAAGGGGACGACAGAGGACGAGAUGGUUGGACAGUGUUCUCGAAGCUAGGAACAUGAGUUUGACCAAACUGUGGGAGGCAGUGGAAGACGGGAGUGCCUGGCGUGCUAUGGUCCAUGGGGUCACGAAGAGUCGGACACGACUAAACGACUAAACAACAACAACAACAACAACAACAACAACAACAACAACAACAACCAGUCCAUCAUAGUUGAGAAGGCUGACCAGGUGACCUGCGUGACUGCUCAGUGUGCUAUCAAGAUGCUAGUGCAGGAAUAAAAUAACAUGCCCACAUAUAAAUAUAAGUAUACAGUUGAUAGGUCAUUUUAGGAUUGAUCAAGGGGGAAUCUAGAAGGUUCAAGAUUAUGGGGGCAUGGAAUCAGGAGUCCAACAGCAUCUCGUAGCUAAAAGCAGACAGGAACUUACAGCAGAAGCAACACAAGGCACACCAAGCAUGCUUGGGCAAUAGGUUUAAAGAGAAAGCUGAUGAAUGCAAGGGUUCGGGUCAGGGCAGCAUGUGACAAAUGUCUAAAUGAGGAACCAAAUUUGCUGAUCGAGCUGGAACAGCAAGAUGAGGAACUAGGUGAGAGAUUAUCGCCAAGGAGCAGACAAAAAUCUGGAGAGCCGUUCAAAUAGAGGCACCCCAAAUUGGAUGGAGAUAGAGAAAAGUGAUGAAAAAUGCUAUGGUCCAAUAGAUACAAGCAGCAGAGAGGUGGGUGAAAUUUGGAAUAGAGGGACUACCAUAAGUAACGAAGAGCAGGAAAGAAGCAAGGCACGUGAGAAAUCUUGACUUUAUUAGCAAAGUGCCCAGCCAGAGCUGCUUACUCGAAACUUUGGACGGACAAUAAGCAGCAAAGCUUCUCCGCCAUUCUGAAAGCAAAUCAGCAACCGUGGCAUCUGCGGAUCUCAUGGAGUAUGAGGACAACUUCACGGAAUACUUUGGGAAUUACGAAGAGGAUGAGCCCCCCGUGUCCCACCUCACUCAUGCACAGGUGGCCUCGCUUGUGUUCCACGGCGUGGCUUUUCUCCUGGGAGUGCCUGGCAACGCAAUAGUCAUCUGGAUAAUGGGCUUCAAAUGGGACAAGACCGUCACUUCCCUCUGGUUCCUCAACCUGGCUAUUGCGGACUUCAUCUUCGUCCUUUUCCUCCCUCUCUACAUUACCUACGUGGCCACGGGCUUCCAUUGGCCCUUUGGGAAGUGGCUGUGCAAAGCAAACUCCUUCAUUGCCCUGUUCAACAUGUUUGCCAGCGUCUUCUUCCUGACGGCUAUCAGCCUGGACCGCUACGUCCAUCUGAUCCACCCUGUCUUCUCCUACAGGCACCGGACUCUCAAGAACACCUUCUUUAUGAUUGCUUUCAUCUGGAUUUUGGCCACACUCAUUGGAAGCCCGGCACUGUACUUUAGAGAUACCCUUACACUACACAACAACGUCACCAUUUGCUACAACAACUUCCACCCCACGGACGUUGAUCUGAUUAUCCUCAGGCACCAUGUCCUGACCUGGGUAAGGUUCAUUUGCGGCUACCUCUUUCCUCUGCUAACCAUGAUGGUUUGCUACUCUCUUCUGAUAUGCCAGGUGAAGAAAAGUGCCACCCUGACCUCCAGCAGGCUCUUCUGGACUGUUCUGGCUGUGGUGGUGGUUUUUUUCGUUUGCUGGACCCCGUACCAAAUAUUCAGCAUCCUUGAGCUCUCUGCUCACCACGAUAACUACUGGCACGACUUGCUCCGCGAUGCCAUUCCUCUUUCCGUCAGCUUUGCUUUCAUCAACAGCUGCCUUAACCCCAUCCUUUACGUCCUCCUCAGCAAGAAGCUCCAGUCCUGUUUCAGUGUGACGUUUUCAGAACUGGUGAAACACACCCUCUGGGAGGUCAGCCGGUCUGGGACAGUCAGUGAACAAGUCUGGAAUUCUUUGAGUCUACAGCAGGCCGAAGCGUCUGAGCUUGAGACUUCUCUGGGUGACAUCUCUCCCUGAUGGGCACUCACUCUGCAACGUGCCCACCUUAAUAAGAUCUAUACAUCAGAGGUGUUUGUAACCCAACAGUCACUACACAAGGGUAGCCAAGGUGAUGCUCCCCAGGUGGAACUCCUUUUGUUUUGACCCCAUUCAGCUGCCAUGAGCUGCAUAUUUUUUCUAGUAAAAGGACACAUGUUUAGCAAAGCCAGGGUAGGUAGCCACUGUGAUGUCAUCCGCAUGUUGCGUACGGCCAUCUCAUCAUCCUUAACCAUUGGCCAUGAUGGCGGUGAUAGAAGUUGGAAGUCUGAAUGAGGUCAGAACAACAGAAGUUCAUAAGCAACUUCAAUUGUUCGUAGGGUUGCCAAACUUUUAGGCCUCCAAAACUCACAUGCUCGUGAGGAGCCAUCAUUAAAAUAUUGCGAUCUUUAUCCCCGUGCCAUUUAAAGCUUUAUCUGCCAAUUUCUGCACACCAAGCUACUGUUAAAAGACACAAUAGAAGGCUUGAUAAUCUCUCCCACCCCCCCACCCCAAAUUCAAGCUGCUGAUGGAGGGAAUAUGUUUGUGCAGGGAUUUAGGCUCAUGGAAGAUAUUGUGUGUCACAGAGUGUUCUUAUUUUAUAGUUCUUCAGUAUCAAAACACUGCCCUUCAAGGACUCUAAACAAAGACAUAGAUUCUCCCUUGAAGUAACUGCAUAGGGGGAAAUGUCGCACAAAACAACAUGCAAAUGCACUUUUUAAUGUGCUUUUAAAAACAUAGUACCUUUGCGAUCUUUUAAAAUAGUCAAGUAUACUUUAUUGUUGUUGGCACAGAGCCUUGCUGAACAAAACUGACAAUUUCUCUUCCCCUUUGCUUAUGGUUUUUGGCUUAGUUUCUGCUGAAGAUGUCUAAGAUUAUAUAUAGCUAGCAAGCUUUAUCAACAUUUUCAGUUAACCUGGCUCCUUAAUCCUAUAGGUUGUAUUCAACAAUAGUCACCCCCUCAGGGUCAACACAUUGGAAUUAAGAGGCAGAACUAAUUAAACCCACUAAUUUCAGUAGGUCUACUCUGAGUAGGACCAACAUGCGCACAACUCUGUGUACCCCUGGUGCGUGCAGGCAUUCUCAGUUACAGAAUUUGGCAGAGCGGGACAUUUGCACACAUGUGAGAUUUCUGGUCCGCUGAAACGAUUUGCACAGAGACACAUUGAUCUGGGUAUUUUGCACUUAAGUUUUGCUCUACAAAAGAAGCAAAGCAAUACAUUCACGAAGAAUGGCUUUCAGAGAUCAAGCCGCUUUACCAGUGCAUAUUUCAGUUAAUCUCAGUCAGAUAUUGGCCUAGCUGCAUAAUAUUUAGCGGUAGCACCACUGCAUUCCUUUCCAACUGUAGCAUGCUGCCUGUUCUGACCUUAAAUAUGGCGGUUUCUUCAGCACUGCCACCCCAGGCAAUUGAUCCCUUCUUGCCUUUGCUUUAUUAUUGUGCAAGUCUUUUGUUAGCGCACCUUUUUCUCAGGUUUUUGUUUUUCCUUUUGCUUCAUGUGCCCCAUCCCAUCUUCCUCUGGGCUCCCUGUCCCUUGCCUUGUCUCCGGAAACGUCUUCCCAGUCUUUCACAUCACCAGAAAGCUUCCCUCGCAAUGUUUCCUUCUACGAAACCCCUCUAGCGUACCAUUUCACCUCGAAAUCCCAACUUUCCCUCCUCUCACAAACUCUGGACGGAAAACAUGCCGACAACUUUCUCCCCUGAGCAGGAAGGGAUGUUUGUGGAUAUCAUAGCAUAGCAGCUCGGAAAGUGCGAGGGGAAUCUUCACUGCAGCAGCGAUCCAUGAAAGGACAGAAUGUAUAUUUCCAAUGGGACUUGUCUGUAAAAGCAUGUUUGGAUCCCGUUUGUAGGAAACAAUUUACAUGUAAUUGACUGUGCAUUAUAUUUCUUUGAGACGUAUGGUAGAAAUUAUUUACGUUAAUGUACCCUGCAAAUGUGUUGCGGCCACAUUUUAAAAUUAUAAUAUUGCCAAAGCAAGGAAACAGCAUUUGAAAUAAAUAUUUAAGAUUCAUUUUGUUUUCUUUGGUUUUGACUCAUAAUGCCAUUACAAAUGUGGUGAGCUGGGAAGAUUUGCCAGCUGUGUGUGUUUUGGGAAGAAGGGGGAGAAGACUACCGUAGCUUUUCUGAACCUCUCUGGAUAGGAAAUAAUGGUGUCUGUGUGUGAAAGGAGGGUCUCCACCCCCAUCGUUCUGCCCGGACACCGAGGUCCAGCGCCGAGGGCCUUCUGGCGGUUCCCUCGCUGCGAGAAGCCAAGUUACAGGGAACCAGGCAGAGGGCCUUCUCGGUAG
Molecule: messenger RNA, 6589 nt
Organism: Zootoca vivipara (common lizard)
Lineage: Eukaryota; Metazoa; Chordata; Lepidosauria; Squamata; Lacertidae
Gene: CMKLR2
Product: chemerin chemokine-like receptor 2
Biological process (GO): inflammatory response; phospholipase C-activating G protein-coupled receptor signaling pathway; complement receptor mediated signaling pathway
Cellular component (GO): plasma membrane
Molecular function (GO): complement receptor activity; G protein-coupled receptor activity
Source: RefSeq, a predicted model, not a curated record